Messenger RNA from Tetranychus urticae (two-spotted spider mite), 1537 nucleotides. Its product is annotated as solute carrier family 60 member 2-like. NCBI's taxonomy places the organism in Eukaryota, Metazoa, Arthropoda, Arachnida, Trombidiformes, Tetranychidae. Gene Ontology annotation, biological process: transmembrane transport. The record is from RefSeq and is a predicted model, not a curated record. Gene Ontology annotation, molecular function: D-glucose transmembrane transporter activity.
UAAUCCAUUAUCAAGCAUUAUUCAUGAUAUAAUCUCAGCUUAGGUCUUUCACAAAUGAAUCUGUGUGAAUACUUGAAGACAAAUAGAGCUAAGCUCAUUAAGACAUUUUUUUGUUAUGUUUCCUUUUUUGGUUUGGGUGGUUGCUGUACACUUUUAGGUUCAUCGUUACUUGAUUUAUCAAUCAGUCUAAAUGCAGAGUUCAAGGAAGUGUCCGGCUUGGUUCCAAGUCGAUCAAUCGGUUACAUUAUUGGUGCAGUAUUGUCUGGUUUUGUUGGUAAAUUUGCUGGACCUGACUUGAUUUUAUUUUUGACUAAUUUAACUGCUGGAAUAUUCAUUGCCUUGGCUCCAUGGUUUAGGCACUUUGCAGUCAUCUAUACUUGUCUACUUUUAUCUGGAAUCUCUCAAGGAAUCUUCGAUAUUUUUACAAACACUUACACUCUUGCUAUUUGGGGAGAUAAGGCGACUAAUUAUGUUCAAAUAUUGCAUGGUUCCUUUGGUCUAGGAUCACUUCUAACUCCAUUAUUGAUCAAACCUUUUUUAUUGCCGUUGGCUCAAAACGAAGGAAAUGAAACACAAAGUGAUGCAUUUCUUGGUGAUUACACUCCGGAUGAUGUUAUAAUUCAAUAUCCCUUUAUUGUUGUCGGCGUUCUACUGAUUUUCGCAUCAAGCGGUUUCUUAGUAUUUCACUUCAAAAGAAAAUCUUCAGAGAAAGAUAAACAAUCGGUUGAUGUAAAGCCUGAGGUUGAUCAUCCAAAAUGGAAAAUAGUUGUCUCUUUGACAGCCUUGGCAUUGAUAGCUCAUACGACAUUUGGUGUGGAAACUUUAAUCGGUUCCUUGGCUCCUUCAUUUGUUGUCAUCUCAGAUCUCAAGAUGAGCAAACAAGAUGGUGCUAAUAUGGUCACAAUGUUCUGGAGUCUUUUUACAUUUUAUCGACUAUUCUUCAUCGCAGCUACAAGUUGUAUAAAAGAGCGUUACAUGAUGUACUUCAAUUAUUGUAUCUUGAUAACGGCCAUUGUUAUGAUGUGUAUAAGUGGAGCUUAUAAUCAACUUAUUGCAUGGAUAUCCAUCGGUCUCCUUGGCAUCGGGUUCUCACCAACGUUCUCGGUGUCACUUGGUCUUUUGCAAAAAUACAUAAAUAUUUCCAACAAAUAUGCUUCUUUCAUUUUCAUCACAGCGGCUGUUGGGGAAUCAAUCCACCCUUGGAUUGUGACAAAAUUUAUGGACUCAAUGCCUGCAUUUUUCAUUUACUAUACGGCAGCUGUAUCUUUUGGUCAAUUAGCACUGUGCUUUAUUUUACCCUUCAUUCUUAAAUCAAUCUUCAGAAAAGAUAUUAAGUUUCCUCUUGAUAGAUCUGCUUCAAUCAGAUCAAGUCAACGAUAAAGCAUUUGUAAAAAUUUGUAACCGUUAAGUUCCCUUUCGCAUUUGAAGAGAGUUCAUUUCAACUUUUAACCUAAUAGAAAGAUUGUGGGGUAAGAUGAUUGAGCGAAAGACAUUUAAGCAAAAAUUUAAUCUCAAUUAAAUCUAUUCAAAAAAUUUU